GCGGCGCAUCUUCAGUCCCGACUGAGAAGAGGAACGCGGAGUAGCUAUCUUUCUCAUCCUCGGACAGAUGAGUGACUGACUUCAUCUUCCAGGGACAAUAAAUGGGUUCAGUGUCAUCAGUUCUCAGCGUCUGGUAUACCUGUGUUUGGGUUGGCAAUUUUUUCAGCUUCACCUGCUAUUCACGUCGAAUGUCUAACAAAUAGCCUAGGCUACAACAGAACACGCAACAGCAGAGGAACACGUUACCGUUGGCAACAGAACAUCUGUUUGGACAUUUGGGACAGAUUCUCAGAAGACGUGUCUUCAUUCGAUUUACUUUCCUAGACCGACUUUUGAUAAGCACUGACUCGAUAAAUAGGAGAUAAACACUUAGAAAACGUAUUUUCAAGGCGUCAAUGAACUGACAAUACAUCAAAUUAGCCUUUUGAAACUGGAUGGAUAGAAUGUUUCAACUUCUUUAGAUAGACAGGUUUCCCCCAAUGAUGAUCAGCAAACCAUCGCCAAGGACUUUUAUCCUUUAUUAUAUGUUGUAUGCCGUCUGUACAUGAAAUUAGAAAUGUUUUGUUUCUUCAAAACCCGAGGAUAUUCCAGGAACAGGACGGGGUCUCGAAAUGGGAUACUAUCCCGACACCCCUCAAGGAUAUACUUCACCUUUAUUCUGCUGCUUCUCAUCUUCACACCUAGAGCAGAUUCUUCUUGGUGGUACAUUGGAGCCCUGGGUGCACGGGUGAUCUGUGACAACAUUCCAGGCCUGGUGAACAAGCAGCGCCAGCUGUGCCAGCGCCACCCGGAUCUCAUGCAGUCUAUUGGGGAGGGUGCCAAGGAGUGGAUCCGCGAGUGCCAGCACCAGUUUCGUCACCAUCGCUGGAACUGCAGCACGCUGGACCGAGACCACACUGUCUUUGGUAGGGUCAUGCUGCACAGUAGCCGGGAGGCAGCGUUUGUGUACGCCAUCUCCUCGGCGGGUGUGGUCUAUGCAAUUACCAGGGCCUGCAGCCAGGGGGAGCUCAAGAUCUGCAGCUGCGACGCCCACAAGCGAGGCCGAGCUAGAGACGACAGGGGCGACUUUGACUGGGGCGGCUGCAGCGACAACAUCAACUAUGGCAUCAAGUUCGCCAAGGCCUUUGUCGAUGCCAGGGAGAGGAUGGUGAAAGACGCUCGGGCGAUGAUGAAUCUACACAACAACCGCUGUGGGCGAAUGGCAGUGAAGCGCUUUAUGAAACUGGAGUGCAAGUGUCAUGGUGUCAGCGGCUCCUGCGCCCUCAGAACCUGCUGGUUGGCCAUGUCGGACUUCCGGAGGACCGGGGACUACCUCCGAAAGAAGUACAACACGGCCAUCGAGGUGACCAUGAACCAGGAUGGCACAGGGUUCAUGGUGGCUGACAAGGACUUCAAGGGAACCACCAAGAAUGAGCUGGUGUAUGUAGAAAACUCCCCUGACUACUGCCUCAUGGACAGAGCAGCAGGCUCCCUGGGCACGGCAGGGAGAGUCUGCAACAAGUCAUCCAGAGGCACGGACGGCUGCGAGGUCAUGUGUUGCGGACGGGGCUACGACACAAUGCGCGUCAAACGAGUCACCAAGUGCGAGUGCAAGUUCAAGUGGUGUUGCGCCGUGGAGUGCAAGGACUGCGAAGACAUGGUGGACGUUCACACCUGCAAGCCACACAAGAGACCCGAUUGGUUGGACCUAACCUGACCCUGAGGCCCAGCCUUUCAAAGGAUCUAGCAGUGGCCAACUGCAUUGUGGGAUAUGUAGUCCCUACUCCCGACUCAUUUCUGACCUCUGGCAUGGUUCUCAUUUGACAACCCCUUCUAAAGUGACAUCCGAAAUAACUUUUUGCCAAGGGGCCGUAUCCCAAUUUGGAUUGGAUGGUGCAGUACUGUAUGGUUCUGUUCUAUAGGAAGGCAGUCUAAGAGAGUGGUUGGGCCAGGAGAGGGGAUAGUUCCUAUUUAUGUUUUUGUUUGAUCUUGUUGAUCUGGGGAAAUACUAUUGUGUGCUGCUUCCAAGGUGGUGAGGACAGUUUUUUCUACAGAAAAUAAUUUACACAUGAUCUGUUGUGGACAUGCAACACAGGACAUUAUACUGUGAGCACACCAGAGAUGGAGUUAGGAUUGUUGCGUGGUGUAUGUGUUGUUGGUUUUUGCUUGGUUUAAGACUAUGUUCUCUUUCUAAACCGGUGACCACUUUGCUCAGUGUUUCAUUGGUGUUACAAUGAAAAGUGAUAAAGAACUGAAAUUGUACUCUGCUUGAGACACUGGACAUGGAAAGACUGACUUGUAUUCAGUAGUUAGGAGCGUGAACUUUCAGAAAAAAAGGACAUCAUGCCUCACCCGACUGGUCAAAUGCAUCAGAAUGGAUGUACAACAGAAAGUUAAUUCAACUCUAACAUCCAACUGUUACCACGGGCCAGAGAGCUGCACUAUGGACACUAAUAUAGCCCAAUAUUGAGCAAAGAAAUUCAUUUAAGCAAAUGUUUCUGUUAUAUGAGUUAAGUGAAACAAACAUUGUCGUCGACCGAGAUGGAUAGUAUGUCUUCUCUCCCUUUAGUGUGACAGUUACCCUAUCAACCUAUUAUUGUACGUGUUCCUAAAUGAAUACGGUAUGAUGGACGGUAGCUGUCAUCUCUUGCUCAUUAUUUAUCACUGGUUACUGAAGCUGCUAGCUGCUAUAUCUCCCAAGUUAGCAUUCUCACUAUGGGGCACUUUCAUUAUGCAUCCGUACGCAACACUAUAGUCAUUUCACUCUCAGGGUUGUUUUUUAGGCUACAUGGGGCUCUGACUGAUCUAUGAAAAAUGAAGUACUUUGUGAAACCCAGGCCAAGAUGUUGCAUGACGUAGAGGAGCUGAGAACCAGAAUUGAUCUUUCAAAUCAACAUUCACAAAUGCACAUAGGCCUAUAGGGCCUGCGGGAUAUGACCAAUCGAGACCGAACAAAUGGUACAACGAUUGACCGAAAGCAGUGAGGUCCACGUGACGAUCACAACUACUUGUUAAAGACGUUUGUAAGAUGAAUGAGAUUUCAGUUUAUGUUAAAAAGAUCGACAUUUUCAAAUGCAAAUUGCCAUUGAUAUGAUUUUAAUGCAAUGUUCUCAGAACGGUGGGGAGUCGCGGGCCAAGUUGUGCUGUGGUGUUAGUUGGAGUGUUAUUGUCACCUUGGGAGGACCCUAAAAUACCACACUUGUUCUAUAUUAAACCUUGUUGAUCCUUC
Messenger RNA from Salvelinus fontinalis (brook trout), 3208 nucleotides. RefSeq names its product wingless-type MMTV integration site family, member 2Ba (gene wnt2ba). Gene Ontology annotation, biological process: multicellular organism development; canonical Wnt signaling pathway; cell fate commitment. Gene Ontology annotation, molecular function: cytokine activity; frizzled binding. Lineage: Eukaryota; Metazoa; Chordata; Actinopteri; Salmoniformes; Salmonidae. Gene Ontology annotation, cellular component: extracellular region. The transcript has 5 exons. The coding region runs from base 545 to 1696 and encodes 383 amino acids. The record is from RefSeq and is a predicted model, not a curated record.